Messenger RNA from Puntigrus tetrazona (Sumatra barb), 2911 nucleotides. RefSeq names its product solute carrier family 2, facilitated glucose transporter member 11. Gene Ontology annotation, biological process: monosaccharide transmembrane transport. Gene Ontology annotation, molecular function: hexose transmembrane transporter activity. Lineage: Eukaryota; Metazoa; Chordata; Actinopteri; Cypriniformes; Cyprinidae. The transcript is spliced from 2 exons. The record is from RefSeq and is a predicted model, not a curated record. Gene Ontology annotation, cellular component: membrane. The coding region runs from base 342 to 1904 and encodes 520 amino acids.
CUAUGUGUGUUAGAUUGCAACAGCGUGAAGUCAUCGGUUCUGUUGGAACGGCGGUGUAGGCCUGGAAACCAAAUGCAAACUUGAGGCAACAAUAAGUAACAUUCAUACACUGUUUAAGCUAUGUUUAUCUAAAAUGCUUAAUCAUUUUCAUCUAAUAUUAGGGAGUAGAUGUCCUUGCUGUGGAUUCCUAUGUGUUUGCAUCUCACUCCCAUCUGAGUCACUACCACCAGAAGUUCUGUCGGCGUCGCUCUGUUCAAUGACAGAAGAUCAGCGGGUUCUACACGUGCAUGUAGCGCUGCUGCAAUUUUACCAUAAUGGCUAAAUAAGGGAACAGAUUUUACAUGCAAGCUGCUUGUUGUUCUUCUGGCUACAUACAAAGUAAAAUAAAAAUGAAUGACACUAUUAAGCGAGCAGGUUGGACACGCACUCUUGGAUUAACUGUGUGCUCUGCUGCCAUCGGCGGCACUUUUCAGUACGGCUACAAUAUUUCAAUCAUUAACGCACCCACAACUUACGUGCAGAGGUUCAUUAAUGAGACCUGUGUGAAGAGAUGGGGUACAGCUCUCGAGUCCAGUCAGGUGACUCUGAUAUGGACCUUCGUCGUCUCCGUUUACUCUCUCGGGGGACUUCUGGGGUCCCUGCUUGCUGGCCCCAUGGCUAUUAAGUGCGGGCGCAAAGGCGCGCUGCUGCUAAACAACUGCUUCCUUUUUGUGAGCGCGGUCCUGGCUCUGUGCAGCCGCUCCGCUGGCUCUUUCGAGAUGAUCGUCCUCGCUCGACUCCUGGUGGGGGUCAACGCUGGGGUCAGCAUGAACGUCCAGCCCAUGUACUUCGGAGAGAGCGCACCUAAGCAUCUCAGAGGCGCCGUUGCCUUCUCUUCCGCUGUUUUCACUGCCUUGGGGAUCUUGAUGGGCCAGGUAGCCGGCCUGACUGAAGUUCUGGGGAGCGAAUCUCUCUGGCCUUAUCUGCUGGCGAGCAAUGCUCUCCCGGGCCUAGUGCAGCUGGUCACCUUGCCCUGGUUUCCGGAGAGCCCCCGUUACCUCCUCAUCGACCGAGGAGACCGAGACGCUUGCGGACAGGCCCUGAAACGCCUCCGAGCGUGCAGCGUUUUCACUGACGAGAUGGAAGAGAUUCUCCAGGAGCGCGCGGGAGCCGGGGAAGCCCGUGCCAAAACUCUGUGGGAGCUUUUCGGGGACCGAAGUCUCCGCAGGCAGCUCUGCACCGUAAUGGUUGCCAGCAGCGCCAUGAUGCUGUGUGGAAACGAUUCCAUUUACUUCUACGCCUCCUAUAUCUUCCAGGAAGCCGGCAUUCCGGCGGAUAGGAUUCAGUACGUCACGAUCGGCACGGGUGCCUGCGAGUUCACGUCUGCUGUGGUGUGUAAUCUCCUGAUCGAGCGAGCGGGCCGCAGGGUGCUCCUCGCGGGAGGGUAUCUGCUCAUGGCUUGCUGGGCGGUUGUAUUCACCGUCGCUCUUUCGCUGGAGGGCAAAGUGCCCGGCAUGCCCUAUCUGAGCAUGGUCUGCGUGUUCGCCUACAUCUUGAGCUUCGGGAUGGGUCCGGCAGGGGUCACCGGGAUCCUUCCCGCAGAGCUCUUCGACCAAAUGGCGCGUCCCGCGGCUUACAUGAUUGCCGGCUCCAUGAUGUGGCUCAACCUGUUCCUCAUAGGAAUGGCGUUUCCGUUCAUAGUUAACGGCCUGGGACAGUUCUGCUUUGUACCCUUCUGCGGCGUUUGCGUGACGGGAUGUCUUUUCGUCAGCUUGGCUUUGCCCGAAACCAAAGGGAGGACUCUAGCUGAGAUCACGGAGGAGUUUGAGAAGCGGAAUAAGAAAGGGCUUCCUAAAUACGAGCAGCAAUCUCAAAGCCUGACUGAUCCGUCAGAAUGCUUAAAGAUCUCAGAGAUAUCAGGCUGAUUUUGUGUGACACGAUUUAGUUAAUUUAUUCAAACAUACAUUGAUAAUGCAUUUUAUAGUUAAUCCAAGGCAGUUAUAAACUUUAGGUACGUUAAAGGUAAAGAAAAUAUUUUUUUAAGUUUUAACUCGGUUACACUACAAUAUUGUUUUUGAAUCAUUAAGUGGAAAUGCUUUCGGAAAAUGGCAUCAAAGCCAUAUGAAACCAGCAUGAGCACUUUAUGAAAAAAAAAAAAAAAAAAAAGAGUUGCAUCUAAUUUAAAAAUGCUGCAUGUUGCAAGUUGUUUCUUCGUUUUAUUUUAUAGUAAUUUAACUUAUGUGUUCUUUAUUAUCUGUCUUGUCUUACCAUUCAGUUGUAGAAAUGCAGCUGGAAAAUAUAACACCAGUGUGUGCAAUAACAACAACACUUAGCUUUUUUAUUAUCAGGGAUGUUUUUUAUUAUUAUUAUUUUUUACUCUGCUGUUUCCCAGGAAACUUGAAUCUUGAAAAAUCUGCACUUCUGUAUAUUACCUCAUAAUGUAAUGUUGUUAUUUAUUUAUUGCAAAAAUAACUUAUUUGGAAAGAAACGGACAAAGAGCAAUGCUAUUUUACUGUGUGAUGAGUUAAGAUCAAUGCAGAUCAGUGCCUGUGAGGUCUUACCAAGUCUUUGCUUGUUGAGCCAGCAGAUGGCACUAUAUCAAUAUCUUUGGGGGUUUUCUGUCUGCACUGUUGGUUUCCUCUUGAAUGUGCAAUUUUGAACCAAAACCAGGGAAUUCACAGCAUGCUGUUGCAUUUAGGUAUAAUCACAGUUUUAAGGAUGAAAAGCAGUAUCAUAUCCUUCAUUUGUGCCUUAUAAUCACAAACUUGCUGCCUAACCUGCCUAUCAAAUCUCCAAAGUUAUGACCUAUAUUCAACCAGAAUAUUCAAUCCAAGUGUAUUGAAAUGUAUGAUGAUUACAGUUUGUCUUUGUAGAAGAAAUGUGGAUCUAUCAAAAAUGCUGUAUAUUCAACUCCGUUUGUUGCUAGUAAAGA